AUGGCAACACAAGCAGGCAAUCCAAAUAUGGAAAUGUUAAUUCCAAUGAUCAAUCAACUUCAACAUAUAUUUACGACUGCAAAUGCGAAAUUAACACUGACUUUACCUCAAAUUGCAGUCGUAGGUGCCCAAUCAGCUGGAAAAAGUUCAGUAUUGGAAAAUAUUGUUGGACGAGAUUUCCUUCCUCGGGGUGGAAGUAUGGUUACUAAACGACCUCUUGUUCUUCAAUUGAUUACCUCACAAGGUCAAGAGUAUGCUGUCUUUGGACAUAAACCGCAACAAAGAUUUGUUAAUUAUGCUGAAAUUCGAGCUGAAAUCGAAAAUGACACAAAAUCAGUUGUUCGUGAUGAUAUGGGUGUUUCAAACUUACCAAUUAAUUUAACAAUUUUUUCGCCGCAUGUGGUUAAUCUUACACUGGUUGAUUUGCCUGGUAUGGUUAAGGUUCCAUCACAAGGUCAACCAGCUGACAUCGUGAAGAAAAUCGAUGAUAUUAUUAUCGAGUAUAUAAGCAAUGAGAACUGUCUCAUUCUUGCUGUUACACCAGCUAACAUUGAUAUUGUUACAUCGGAUGCUCUGGUCAUGGCUCGAAGUCGAGAUCCACUAGGUAAACGUACUAUUGGCGUAUUAACAAAAUUAGAUAUGAUGGGCAAAGGACAUAAUGCUCGUGAUGUUCUUCUAAAUAAAGUUGUCGUACUUGAACGAGGUUUUAUUGGUGUUGUACUUCGUGGCCAACGUCUCGAUGAACAUGGUCGAGUGACAAAAGAAUUAGACAUUCCAGGCGCACUUGAAUAUGAACGACAAUUUUUUUCUAAUGAUCCAGCUUAUCGUGAUAUUGCUGAUCGAAUGGGUGUUCCGUAUCUCCAACGUACACUUAGUCUUCAACUGACUGAACAUAUCCUUAAAUGUUUGCCGGACUUAAAACGAGAUUUACAAGGACGUCAUCGUGACUUAUCGAAAGAAGUCGCUGAAUAUCGCGCGACAGCAAUGUUCGAAAGUGCGUCAACCUCAGAUACGAAAGCACUUGUCGGUUUAACUCAUGAAUUGCGCGAAGAUUUCGAUAAAGCCUUGCAGGGUAGUAACUUAAAAGAAGCCGAUUUAAAAACACUAACAGGUGGUGCACGAAUUGCAAACAUCUUUCGCGAACGCUUUCCAUUUGAACUAAUCAAAGUUGAGUUACAGGAUAAAGACAUGCGCAAUUUGACAAUAGUUGCAAUCAAAAAUAUUCGCGGUUUUCGAUCAGGCCUUUUCACACCCGAUGAAGCAUUUGAAUACAUCGUUCAAAUGCAAAUAGCCAAAUUUGAAGAGCCGAUCAUGAAAUGUGUUGACAUGGUCUUAUCAGAAUUGAUGGCUGUUAUUCAUGAAGCAACCAGUAAAAUGAAACGAUAUCCGUUAUUACGUCAAUCAACGGAAGAAUUACUCAUCCAGUAUCUUAGAGAAAGAGAAAUUGCUACUAAACAAGCAUGCACAGCUUAUGUUCAGACACAAUUAGCAUAUAUCAAUACAAAUAAUGAAGAUUUUAUUGGAUUUGCAAGUGCCGAGAAAUCUGUUAGUGCCGGUGAAGCCAAAAGACAUGUCACGAACCAGGUUAUUCGCAAAGGCUUUCUUCGUGUUCAUACUGGUGUUAAAUUAUUUCAAGCAAAAGAUUUCUUUUUCGUUCUGUCAACAGACAAUUUAUCAUGGUUCACAGAUUCGGACGAAAAAGAUAAGAAAUAUAUGUUACCAUUAGAAAAUCUGAAGAUUCGAGAUGUCGAAGGUGGUUUCAUGGCUAAACGACCCCAAUUCGCUAUCUUUAACACCGACGGAAAAAACGUCUACAAAGAACAUAAAGUACUUGAAUUGUCCGUUGACAAUAGUGAAGAAUUGGACACAUGGAAAGCAUCGUUCUUGCGUGCUGGUGUUUAUCUUGAACGAGAACAGCAUGUUGAAGACACUGCAGUUGCAACUGAAGUUGGCCCAAUCGAUCCACAUAUGGAACGACAAGUAGAAACAAUUAAUAAAUUAGUGUCAUCAUAUAUGCAAAUUGUUGCGAAAAUGACACGCGACUACAUUCCAAAAGCAAUUAUGUUCAAUAUUGUUCAAAAUGUACAAAAAUUUGUAUCAAAAGAGCUAUUGGCCCAUCUCUACGCUCUCCCUGAUCCAAAAUCCUUAUUACAAGAAUCGGAAGAGGAACGACAACGUCGUGAAGCGAAAAUUGCAGAAUAUGAAGCUGUUAAGAAUGCUUUGAAUAUUAUUGAAAAUUUCCAUAUCAAUGCACGAAAAGUUGCGGGAUCUGUUAUGCCAGUAUCAGCUUUAGCUGCUGGAGUAUCAAGUGCAUCAUUAACUGGUCAUGCCAACAAUAAUUUUGCACCUGCAUCAAACUUUCAAAACAAUUCUUUCGACUCAACGUCAUUUUUUCAACAACAGCAACAGUUCGCAGCAGCUCGUCCGGUUAGUCCUAAUCCCCAACGAAAACAACAGGCUCCAAUGAACCCAGUUCCGAAUUCGUUCUCCUCACGAGAACCGCCUCAACCACCAUUCCGACCAAAUGUACAACCAAAUCAAAUGGGUGGCAAUCCAAAUUUACCUACGACAAUGAUGCCUCAGCGAACUCAAGUCACAGGGCCAUCCUUGUCUAAUCUAUUAAAUGAAUUGGAUCCUUUUUCAACGCCUAUAUACCAGAAUGGUAUCACCAUCGGGUCAUCAACAAUGAAUCAAUAUGGUAGAGUAAGUCCUCAACCAGGAGGCUUACCACCACCUUUGACACCGAUACGUCCAACACCGUCAAUUCCGCCACGACCACUCGAACGGCCACCGGUUCCACAACGAAAUUAA
Messenger RNA from Adineta ricciae, 2811 nucleotides. The record is from the annotation of a GenBank genome assembly. NCBI's taxonomy places the organism in Eukaryota, Metazoa, Rotifera, Eurotatoria, Adinetida, Adinetidae.